UGAAAGUUUGUCAGUGUGUGGACGACUGGCUGCUGGAGACUGAACACUGAGAGAAACAGUGAAGUGGAUGUUCUCGGCUUUGUUUCUGUUUAUCAGCUGUUGGACAUAUCAGCAUCACCUCCACAUCACGGACCCUCCGCUGCGCUCACACCCGAGGGUGCAGCUCUUACAGAGAUGGCUGUGUUACUGUGCUGUGACAGGACACUUCUAUUGGCUGUGGUCAUCUGUUUUCUGCCUUGCAUCACUUCCUCCCUCAAUUUGGAGGAUCCCAACGUCUGCAGCCACUGGGAGAGUUACUCAGUGACGGUGCAGGAGUCGUACGCCCACCCUUUUGAUCAGAUUUAUUACACCAGCUGCACCGACAUCCUGAACUGGUUCAAGUGCACCAGACACAGGGUGAGCUAUCGUACAGCAUAUCGCAGAGGAGAGAAAACCAUGUACCGGAGAAAAUCCCAAUGCUGUCCGGGUUUUUAUGAGAAUGGAGAGAUCUGUGCCCCAUUUUGUGCAGAGAGCUGUGUUCAUGGCCGCUGUAUGGCCCCCAACACCUGCCAGUGUGAACCGGGCUGGGGGGGCUCCAACUGCUCCAGUGCUUGUGACAGUAACCACUGGGGACCCCACUGCAGUAACAGAUGUCAGUGCCAGAACGGAGCACUGUGUAACCCCAUCACUGGAGCCUGUAUCUGCACUCCCGGAUACAGAGGCUGGCGCUGUGAGACCCAGUGUGAAAUGGGUACCUACGGAAACGGAUGCCAACAGAAAUGUCAAUGCCAGAAUGGUGCUGCCUGUCACCAUGUGACUGGAGAAUGCAGGUGCACACCAGGAUACACUGGAGCUUUUUGUGAAGACCUGUGUCCUCCAGGUAAACAUGGGCCGCAGUGUGAGGAGAGAUGUCCUUGUCAGAAUGGUGGAGUGUGUCAUCAUGUGACUGGAGAGUGCUCCUGUCCUGCAGGAUGGAUGGGUACAGUGUGUGGCCAGCCAUGUCCAGAGGGGAGAUUUGGACAGAACUGCUCCCAGGAAUGUCAGUGUCACAACAAAGGCUUUUGUGUGUUGUCCACUGGACAGUGUCUUUGCACCACUGGAUACACAGGAGAAAGGUGUCAAGACGAGUGUCCUGUUGGAACUUAUGGUGCUAGCUGCGCAAAGACCUGUCGCUGUAAGAACAACAGCAAGUGCUACCACACCAACGGAAUGUGUCUGUGUGAGCCAGGGUACACAGGCGAGAUCUGUGAUGUGCGACUGUGCCCUGAGGCGCACUACGGCCUCCGAUGUGACAGGAAGUGUCCUUGUUACCUCCAGAACACACAAAGCUGCCACCCAAUGUCAGGAGAGUGUACAUGUCAGCCUGGCUGGUCCGGCCUCUACUGCAACGAGACGUGCACCCCUGGAUUUUAUGGCGUGUCCUGCCAGCAGGUGUGCCAGUGUCAGAAUGGUGCCGACUGCCACGGUGUGAGCGGACAGUGUAUCUGUGCUCCAGGCUUCACGGGUCCCAACUGCUCGAUCCCGUGCCCAGCAGGGACACACGGGGCGAACUGCUCCUCCAGCUGUAGCUGUAAGAACAGAGCUCAGUGUUCUCCUGUGGACGGAUCAUGCUCCUGUAAACCAGGGUGGCAUGGGGUGGACUGCUCCAUCAACUGUCCCAGUGAUACCUGGGGUCUGAGCUGUAACCUCACCUGUAUGUGUGGGAAUGGAGGAUCAUGUAAUGCCCUGGAUGGUACCUGUACCUGUGCUCCUGGCUGGAGAGGAAGGAAGUGUGAAGUCCACUGUCAGGAUGGCAGCUAUGGUCUUGACUGUAAAGAACAUUGUGACUGCAGUCACGCCGAUGGAUGUCACCACUCCUCUGGUCACUGCCGCUGUCUGGCUGGAUGGACUGGUAUCCAUUGUGACAGUGUGUGUGCAGAGGGCCGCUGGGGCCCAAACUGCUCCCUCCCCUGUAACUGUAAGAAUGGAGCUUCCUGCUCACCUGAUGAAGGAACCUGUGAGUGUGCUCCAGGAUACAGAGGCACCACCUGCCAGAGGAUCUGCUCCCCUGGUUACUUUGGUCACCGCUGCAGUCAGACCUGUCCACAGUGUGUGCACAGUAACGGACCGUGCCACCACAUUACAGGACAGUGUGAUUGUUUGCCGGGCUUCAAGGGGGCACUUUGCAACGAGGUGUGUCCCAGCGGUCGCUAUGGGAAGAAGUGUCUAUGGAGCUGCAGCUGCACCAACAACGGCACCUGUAACCCCAUCGAUGGUUCCUGUCAGUGUUACCCAGGAUGGAUCGGUAGUGACUGCUCCCAACCAUGUCCACCUGGUCAGUGGGGACCCAACUGCAUCCACACAUGUAAUUGUCACAAUGGAGCCUACUGCAGCGCAUAUGAUGGAGAAUGCAAGUGCACCCCAGGAUGGACCGGCCUCUACUGCACACAGCGCUGUCCUUUAGGUUUCUAUGGGAAGGAUUGUUCUCAGACCUGCCAGUGCAGGAAUGGAGCUGACUGUGAUCACAUCUCUGGACAGUGCACCUGUCGCACUGGUUUCAUGGGACGUCAUUGUGAACAAAAGUGUCCUCCUGGUUCGUACGGGUAUGGCUGCCGUCAGGUCUGUGACUGUCUAAAUAACUCCACCUGUGAUCACAUGACUGGUACAUGUUACUGCAGUCCAGGCUGGAAAGGACCUCGCUGUGACCAAGCGGGAGUGGUGGUGGUGGGCAGCCUCAACAGUUUGACCAGUGCAGCCAUGCAUGUGGACACCUACCAGAUCGGAGCCAUUGCAGGAAUCAUUUUCUUGGUUCUACUGGUCCUCUUCCUUCUACUCCUCUUCAUCAUCUACAGGAAGAAGCAGAAGGGAAAAGAGCCCACCAUGCCAGCUGUGACCUAUACUCCUGCUAUGAGGGUCACUGCUGAUUACACCAUUACAGAUGCCCACCCACCAACAUGUGAGGGUCACCCCAGCAACUACUUCUCCAACCCAAGCUACCAUACUCUAACCCAGUGCAGCAGUCCAUCACAUGUUAACAAUGGUCCUUAUGGAAAGACCAAGAAUAACCAGCUGUUUGUGAACCUGAAGAAUGUAGAUCAGCGAAAAGGGAAUCCUCUAACUGAUCACACUGGCACACUGCCCGCAGACUGGAAACAAGGGGAUUGCUUCAAUGAACUGGGAGCCUACGGAAUUGAUAGAAGAUACAUGGGCAAAUCAUUACGAGAUCUGGUCAAGGGCACACCCUAUCAUGCCAGUUCCUGUUCCCUAAACAGCUCUGAAAAUCCAUAUGCAACAAUAAAGGACCCUCCCCUACUUACAACCAGAAACACUGAGUGCGGCUAUGUGGAAAUGAAGUCACCAGCCAGACGGGAUUCACCAUACGCAGAGAUCAGCAACAGCAGCCCCAACAAUAACCGGAAUGUCUAUGAAGUUGAGCCGACUGUGAGCACCAUCCCACCCACUGGAGACGGCCGCACACAGUUUGGUCAGGAUCCAUACGAUCUACCAAAAAACAGCCACAUCCUCUCUCACUACGACCUCCUGCCGGCCAGAGAGAGUCCGUCAUCCGAGGUCAAGGAGCUGGACAGUGAAUGAUGGCUUAGUGACUUGGCACAGAGUUCAGGUUCCACAGCUCCAGCACUGGAUGUUCCACAAACAGACACUUUAUACCCACAUCAUCAUUUUACUUGUUUCUAGCUGUUAUACUUUGACAUUCUCAUUGUCAUUAUGUGUCAUGACUUCAAAGUGGGUACAAAGUGUUGAAGGCACAGCUGCUGUAUUUUUACAACAAUAUUUAAACUGCAACAAAGUCUUCGUAGGUCAUUCCAUAAGUCUGGGAGGUAAGGUUUGAUUGAAGAAUGCUUUGAACAAAACAGUUUGGAUGAUGUUCUGUCUGACCUUUACCUUGCAGGUAAAGCCUGCGGCCUCCUUCUGACUGCCAAUCGAAUCUUUCUCCAACAACCUUGUUGUUGCACGUCUCCUCAAUGCAACAAAUUGUACUAACGGUGAUUUAAAAAAACACAUAUUCAGCUUGUGGCAAAGUAUUUGAGGUGUUGAACUUGGUUGCACAAACAAAAAGUGGUCUUCCAUCCUCUCAUACCUUCAUAUACCUGGCUAAUUGCUGUCAAAACGAGUGUGUGACUGUUGGAUUGUGUUAUUCCUAGGCAGAAGUGGUGUAAGAUGCUGUCAAAUGUUCAGAGCACUUCAUUUCAAGAGAAUAUUCCUUUAUUAUGUUUGUGUAUAACAUUCAAUACCAAGAUCUCUAUUUUGUAGUUACCGUAUAAAAAAAAUGGCUAAUGUGGUUGAAUAUUAGCAGUUGUAUCAAAUAAUAGAUUAUAUUUGAAGUUGGAGUGAUGAAGGGUACCAGAAUCAAGCUGCUGACAGUGUUGAUGUUUGCACAUAGUAAUGACAUCAGUUGUUGUCAGUCAGUGUUGAAAUAGUAUUUAAGUUAACCAAAGUUGCAAAUGCCAUUUAAUGUUUUUAUAAGUGUAUUUCAAAGCUCUGCUAAUCUGCUUAAUCCAAGCGAUACUGAGCCCAUUUUCGUUUUUUGGUCAUUCCCACUAUUUUCCUGUUUAGUUCAGGAAAAUAUCAUAUUGAAUAUGUAGGAGACAUUGUUUAUAUUAAAUAAAAAAAAACUAAAAUCAGAAUUCAUAAAUAUCAGUCAUACAGCUCAGUGGUCAUGAUCACCAUUCUGUAAUCUCUGUUACCAUUAACAGUUAAUCUUCUGACCAUCAUGUUCUUCUAUAAAGUAGUACUUUGCAUCAGCAACUUCCUGCCAUCUCCAUCUGCCAGUCAACAAGCUACAGCUAAACCCUGCCUCUGUAAUAAGUAGAGCCCAUACAGCCACAUUGGUUGAAGAGACUCUUGCACUACAACAAGCAAGGUGAGGUACAUGUGACAGUAGCUGAACUUCCUUCCUAUGGCACCUAGACUGUGAGAUAUCAGCAAUCGAAGAAGUGUAUUGUAAUCCAAACUACCAACCUUUGUAAACUCAGAGGUUACAAAACAAUAUACCAAAAUAAUGAUUGUGUGUGACCAUCAGCACGUCCACAGUGGUGAACUAUAAGCAAGAACAGAGGCCCUUGCAAUAUUGAUAUUUAUAUGUAAGGAAACGUAAGUUGAAGUAGCAGUUACAUGAUUUUGGAGCCAGAGCCAAAGAUAGCGCCACGUUUCCUUCACGUCAGAACAAGGAUUCAAAACUACCCUUUACACAAGCACAUGCUUUAUAUUUUGAACAGAAAAUGUUAAUCUGAGCUAACACACUUUUGUCCCGUGCAUACCGUAGUAUAAGCCUGUUAUAAUGAGAGUCACAUGACAAAAAUCCCUUAUUAUAAAUUUGAAUUCGUAUAAAGUUGUCCUGGCAGAAUUUAAGCUACAGGUUGUGCCACUAAAAUGAUGUGACUGUGUGUUUCUCUUAGAAAAUGCUUAACGCUUAGCUCAAUUUCCCUACACAUUAUUAUUUUUUCUGAUUACAACAUAAUGUCAAUAAGAUGUUUGUUAAUUGUGUUGAUAUAGUGAAUAACUUUGUGUUGUUGUGCGAAUGGAGUGUUAUCUGAUCCAUUAUUUUAACUGUGUAAAAGCAUACAGAACAUGUAGCAUGGUGAAAAUGACCAAUAAUAGAAAAUCCACCAGAGCGUUGGUCAGCCCAUGUUCUUCAGAAGGAGCCAGAAUCUGGGGCCUGACUAAACAAAACAACCUUACAAUACCUUUUACAAACCAGCAUGUUUCAGAUAGACCCAUCAAGUAGGUCAAAGUGAGACAAGCUCCAUAGUUUUUGUAAGGAACAUAAAAACCCUCUUCCUUAUACUGUAAAUGCACCAUACUUAACAAACUAGGACAUUUUAGAUAUGGCAAAAACUAAAUAAUUAAUCAUUUGUGGAUCAGACAACAAUGAAAGUGGACUUAUUUCAAAUGGCUUCCUUUGGUUUGUGUUAUACACUGUUCUUCUGUUUGGUUGUUCAGCUCCACACAAUUGUAAAAAUUAUGGUAAAGACACAUGUGCUUUACCAUUCACUGACAGCACUGCUAUAACCCAUUGAAGUGCCUGUACCUUGCAUUUAGUUUCUGAGCAGUGCCUAUAAAUAGAUCUGCAAAUUGUGGCAACAAAAGCACAGAUUUUACUAUGUUACAUGUUAUACCAUAUCACAUUAUAUAGUUUCAACAGUGUUACUUGGUCCAGUGUACGUUCUGCACUGGUUUGUCUCUUUUUUUGUAAAGUAUUGGUUGUCCUGCUGAAUGCAGAGAUAACAUUGUGGUUAUUGUGUUUGUUGCUUGAACAAUGACGAUUGACAAACUUGACAAACCCUAAUUAGUAUCAGGAGCAUGUAGUAGUUUAACCAAAUUUACUGGGAGCUGGCACUCUAAACAGGCACCCAGUCCACCACCAGGAUUCAUGACCUCCAGCGUGGAGCAUUUCCACGACUCAAUAUAUUUAUACUGAAGAGUCCAACACGAGAUACAUGCAGGGUCAUCACAUUAAUUCCACCUCAGUUAAAAUACUUAAAUCACCAGUUUAACUCAGUCAUCUGCACUUUAACAUCUAGUCAAUGACACAGUUGGUAAGCUGAUCUUAAGUUUAUCAGUUUAAAGGGCUCAGCAUGUGAAAUGCAAGCUUAAGCUGGAUUUUUGCUUUUUGGAAGGAUAAUUAUAACCAUUUACAUUAUUGUAUUGUACUGUAAUAAACAUUGUCAUAUUUCACCUACAAUUGUUCAGUAAAAUGUCACAUCUCAAUUUUAGUUUGAUAGUUUGUCUUUUUAUCUUUCUUGUAUUCUGAAUGGCUUAAAAUAGAAGUCCAAAGCUAUUCCGAGUCUAUUCUGAGUCUAUUCUAAAUGCUUGUAAAAUAAUGUACAUAAUUUGACAUGUUCUGAUGUAAAAAUGUUGAUAACACCCAGUGUCUUAAGUCUGAAAAUUUGAAAACAUGAACAAAUGUGGCAUUUGGUUUAUGUGUUUAUGUAAAGAAUAUGUGUACUUGGAAAAUCUAUAGAUUCUGGAUUUCUUUUGAAUUCUCUUCCCUUUCUCUUCUGCCAGAAUACUGUGGAUUGAAAAACCACUAAAGAUGUUUGCUCUGAAAGGAAUGUUUGAGUUUUUCUCAAGCAUCAUCUGUCUCUUGGCUCUUUGAACCUUUAUUCCUCCAUUUGAAAGAUAAUUUCCACGCAAGCUUCCAGUGCACAUUUCCACAUAGGGUUACGAUGAUUUGACCACUAUCAUGAGAUUCUAUCUAUUAUGCUUUUGCUUUUUUUAUUUUAUUCAUUAUAGAGCUGUUUGUGCGAAUGCCCUGGAAUAAAAUGAUAAUAUCAUUAAAUACUU
Pleuronectes platessa (European plaice) is the source of this 7263-nucleotide messenger RNA. RefSeq names its product multiple EGF-like-domains 10 (gene megf10). The transcript is spliced from 25 exons. Gene Ontology annotation, molecular function: protein binding; scavenger receptor activity. Bases 175 to 3552 code for a protein of 1125 amino acids. Lineage: Eukaryota; Metazoa; Chordata; Actinopteri; Pleuronectiformes; Pleuronectidae. The record is from RefSeq and is a predicted model, not a curated record.